Sorghum bicolor (sorghum) is the source of this 877-nucleotide messenger RNA. Its product is annotated as homeobox-leucine zipper protein ROC6. NCBI's taxonomy places the organism in Eukaryota, Viridiplantae, Streptophyta, Magnoliopsida, Poales, Poaceae. Gene Ontology annotation, molecular function: lipid binding. The record is from RefSeq and is a predicted model, not a curated record. The transcript has 4 exons. The coding region runs from base 88 to 564 and encodes 158 amino acids.
UAGAGAAGUGGAGGAACUGCAGCAUCAAUAUACAGUUGCUGAACUAAUGACAGACCAGCAGAGCUAGAGUGUGACCAAAUCCCUAAGAUGAACGCAAAGCUGUGGGUGCAGUCGCCACGUCUGCUCAACCGCAAAAUCAACUUUCUGAGGUAUAACAAGCGGGUGGCGGAGGGGCAGUGGGCUGUGGUGGACGUGUCUGUCGACGGCAUCCUUGGACCGCCAGCAGGUAGCCGCACCACUGAUGCCGCUGCCGUUGCAAACAACACAACAGGCUGCAGGCUGCUGCUGUCCGGCUGCCUCAUUGAGGACAUGGGCAAGGGAAAUGGCUACUGCAAGAUCACAAGGGUUGUCCAUGCGGAGUAUGACGAGACCAUGGUGCCAACAUUGUUCAGGCCACUGGUCCGCUCCGGUAAUGCUUUCGGCGCGCAACGCUGGCUCGCGUCGCUGCAAAGGCAGUACGAGUACCUCGCUGUUCUGCACUCCAGCCAGGUCCCAAGAGGCGACAACGACAACAACACAGGGACGCGUGAGGUGUUUCGUUUGGGUCCAAGAUCACAAGACUAAUGUGACAAACUUGUGUGUGCUGCACACUCUACUUCUUGCAAAUGGAAACAGUUGUUCUUGCUUUUAGAACUAGAGAAGUGGAGGAACUGCAGCAUCAAUAUACAGUUGCUGAACUAAUGACAGACCAUCAGAGCUAGAGUGUGACCAAAUCCCUAAGGUAAUCUUUUUCAAUAAUAGGUAGAUUUCUGCAUUUCCUCAUUGAUUGCCAUGUAGUAUGCAUCUCUACCUAGUAGUGUACCAUUUUUUAAUGGGUGAAAGCAAAGAGCAUGGUUUAUCGUACAUAUCUAUUCAUACACUGUACAUAGUUCUUCAA